UUUUGUUGCACGUACAACGGUCACUCUAAUUGAAGAACCUGCGGCAAAUCAACAAGAUGAAUAGCGAACUGAAGAGCAAGAUUGAGAGUUGCGCCCGAACUGCGGACACCUUUACGCGUCUGUACUACGCCUCCGUGGACAACCGGCGACAUCAAAUUGGUCGCUUAUACCUGGAUAAUGCCACCUUUAGCUGGAACGGAAACGGGGCCACUGGUCGCGAGCUGAUCGAGCGCUAUUUCCUGGAGCUGCCCACUUCCAGCCACCAGAUGAACACCCUGGAUGCGCAGCCCAUUCUCGAUCCGGCUGUGGCCAACCAACUGACCUACCUCAUCCUGGCCAGCGGCACCGUCAAGUUUGCCCACCAGUCGAUCCGUAACUUCCAGCAGACCUUCAUCGUGACCGCCGAGAACGACAAGUGGAAGAUUGCCUCCGACUGCUACCGCUUGCAAGAGGUGAUGCUUUAGCCAAGCACUCGCACUCAUUUGUUAUACAUAAGCAUUAAAGUUAAGCUACGUAGUUACGUUCUGUAACCGUAACGAGUUUAUUUACAUUUCUAAGCACUUAUGAAUAGACUGACUACCUAUUUGUC
This is a messenger RNA of Drosophila gunungcola (fruit fly), 589 nucleotides long. It is a transcript of the gene Nxt1, whose product is annotated as NTF2-related export protein. The transcript has 3 exons. The record is from RefSeq and is a predicted model, not a curated record. Gene Ontology annotation, cellular component: nuclear pore central transport channel. Gene Ontology annotation, biological process: protein import into nucleus. NCBI's taxonomy places the organism in Eukaryota, Metazoa, Arthropoda, Insecta, Diptera, Drosophilidae. Bases 57 to 464 code for a protein of 135 amino acids.